Drosophila grimshawi is the source of this 6385-nucleotide messenger RNA. RefSeq names its product nuclear pore complex protein Nup205 (gene Nup205). The coding region runs from base 76 to 6189 and encodes 2037 amino acids. NCBI's taxonomy places the organism in Eukaryota, Metazoa, Arthropoda, Insecta, Diptera, Drosophilidae. The transcript has 12 exons. The record is from RefSeq and is a predicted model, not a curated record. Gene Ontology annotation, molecular function: structural constituent of nuclear pore. Gene Ontology annotation, cellular component: nuclear pore; nuclear pore inner ring. Gene Ontology annotation, biological process: nuclear pore organization.
UUUACCGCGUUUUAUGUCAGGCCAAAAUUACAGCAAGUUUAUUUAUCGAAUACAACGCGCAGUGCAACAAAUAAAAUGGAUAGCGUGAUCGAGGACAUGUGGACGCCAUACAAGCGUCUGUAUCAGAUUUGCCAGUCGGCCAUAAGGAAUCCCAAUGAGAUGAACCCCGAUUUGGUGCAAUGCCUCAAGAAGCACAAACAGAAUUUUACCAAUUUGCUACGCAACCCGCCCAAAAGUGAGAAGAGUCGUGCCCAGCUGGCAACGAUAUCAAUGGAGGGUGUUAUGCUCGCCGGUCAGUCGCGAAAAGUGGUACUUUCGCAGGAGCUAAUCAAUGAGGCCAUUAUAUUGUCGGAUAUGUAUGAUCUGGAUGAGAUAAUUGCACUGGAGCUGCUCUGCUCAGCACAACGUCAACAGAUUCGUCAUCCGGGCUUGCCGCGUGGCCUUGUCGCCGUUCUCCUCUAUUAUGAUGGACGCAAGGCAAUUACCUGCACACUGCGCGAUAUGUUUCAAGCAAUGAGCGGCGUCACCUGGAGCACCGAACUGCCCAAGGAGAUGACCGUGGUGUUCGACAACUAUGUGCAGAAUCUGGUUGAGGAUUCGAAUAUACUUGGCCGUCUCUUGGAGUUGCUCGCCGAAAUGGACACCGAGAAGGAGAUCGCGUUGUUGACAAAAAAUCGUGCCUUUGGCUCGAAGCGUCAUCAGAAUCAGGUGCUGGCACUCUAUGAGAGCACACGCAAGGCACUCGCCAUGUGCCUGUUCCAUUGGUCCGCCCAGCGUGGACUACCCAAAAAUAUUGCCAUACGUCUGCUAAAGCAAUUGGCCAACAAUACACAAGGGAACACCAGCGAGGUCACACUGAUUAUGCUGAUGGCACUGCUCUAUGGCUAUGAUACGUCCGUGCUGCUCCUUGCCGAAUGCGAUAAUCAGCACAUAUCACGUCUGCCCAUUUUGAGUGAUCCAGAGUAUGUCAAGUGCUUCUAUGAGGCCAUCUAUGCCCAGACAACUUGGCAGACGCCACAAAUGGAUGUCAUCAUCAAGUACAGCUUCGGUCUGACAUUGGCCAGUUUGAGGCAGGCGCCCAUCGAUCUUCAGACAAACGCUGGCGCUAUCAUCAAUUGCGAUGAGCAGCUCAUCGAUGAGGCGCUUGCCGGCAAUGUGUUCACCUUCUUCCUGCGUGAGCUGCUCGAGACAAAUGUCGUCUACGAAGUUGAAUUCAUUUACCGUCGCUUGCAUCAGUUAAUUACGGAUUUCAUUGACUUUAUGCACGCCAAGGUAUCGGAGCUGCGUGGCCGAUCGGAUGAGACGGCCCGUGUAAUGCUGAGUUUUCAGAAUGCCGGACUCGAAUCGCCGCCAAAUCUGGAUGACAAUUUUGAGCUACUGAUGCUGUGCGUGGCCAAGUUAUAUGGCGAUAAGCGGAUACCCGUCACCCUGUGCAACGAGUAUUGGGGACCUACAAUUGCCAAAGCGACAACAACGACGCCACACAAUGCGGCCGCAAACAGCAAAUCAAACACAUCGCGUGCCGUCUCCUUGUUCAAGUUCAUCCGUUUGGCCAGUGAGUUGUUGCCGCAGAUUUUGAUGACGCCGUAUUUGAAGAUGAUUGCCGGACUGACGCGCACCGAAUUUGCGGCCAGAGCAGCCUUUAAUCUGCUCAAGGACUCACAGAAUGUAUCGUCCACCUAUGCGGUCAGCUGGGACAAUUUCUUUACGGCCCUCAAUUGUUAUUUCACGAAUAUGCGAAGCGAUCAGCAAUCGAUAGGUGGAUCGAUCUAUCGCAGCCGGCCGAUGCCGCGCAAUAUAGCGCCAAGUGAGACAGAGAUAAUGAUUUCUGUGCUGGGCAUUGUGCAGGCCGUUGCCGAUAAUGAUGAAAUCUCACGGAUUGUCAUCUGUGAGCACGUCAAUUGGCAGACGCCCCAAGUGCUGUUGGGCCUGCUCGCGUGCACCACAUCGGUGGCACUCAAGGGUCAAAUCCUAUUGACAUUGGCUGCACUCAGCAAAUCGAAAGAAUCGGCACGCUCGAUCUGGUUCCAUCUGGAGGAGUCACAAGUGAUACCCACAAUGACAAAGAACUCGUCGGCAUAUGCAUCGUUCAGUUUGGCGGAGGAGAUCGUACAGAACGAAUGUCGAAUGGAGACAUACAAGUUGAGUCGUGGCGUCCUCCAGCUGCUCAAUACGCUGAUGACCACACACAUGCCACAUCGAUUGGGCGCUGGACAACGCAAGGGCGGCUAUGAUCCGUAUUUGCAUUUUGUUAUCGAUAAGAUAUUUUUAAAGUUCUACAAUCGGGCGUACAAGGAUCCCGUGGAGCGUUGGGAAGUGGGUGCCAAAUGUAUGCAACUAUUAUACUUUCUGCUUGCCACAUAUCAGCCGAAGGCGGCCGAUUUUGAUAACGAUCGCGAUGACUAUCCGCAUCCAGGCUAUCAUAUAAUGCUGCAAUUGCAGGUCAAAUCGGAUAUGUUGCGUCUGAUAUUGCGCAUCAUUGAGGAGGCACAGGAGCAGCUAGACGAUUACAAUGAGUUCCGGGGCAAACCGGCGCUCGAGGAAUGCGCCCUGUACGCGCUCCUGCUGCUCGAGGUCGCCGUCGCCAAACAGAAUGCCUUCUUUGAGGCGGCCAAUUGUAGUAUUUUAUUGAUGGGCUUGAAUCGUAUGCUGCUCGAUUUGAAUCCGCGUAGCCGUCAGCCGGACUAUGUGCACAACAUCAUCAAGUUUGUCACGUACAACAGUUGGCUGCCCCGUCACACAUUGGCCGCCAUCAAAAUCUUGAGCGGUUUCACCGCCCAGCCCGAUGUCGUUGUCCAAAUCCUCAAUAUGUAUUCACCGAACAGCACCGAGAAACUGGAGAUACGUCGCCAGUUUAUUGAAUGCCUGGAAAUCGAUAUGCUCCAACUGAGCGAUGAGCAACGGCGUCAAUAUGAGGCACUCGAUCGCUUUGGCAAUGCCUAUCAUAAGGAUGCCACGGGUGAUGCCGGUGAUCUUGAUUCGAAUACGAGUUCAGUAUCGGAUACGAUAUCGGUUUCCGAAAUGGAAGUCGAAGAUCGUCAGCCGAUGCGCAUUGAAUUGCAGAUUAAAGAGGCAAUUGUGCAACUGUUCGAAGUCAAUAUCAAUCAGCCGUUGCCCAAUUUUGUCACCUUUCUGCUUGGCAUCGAUGUGAUGCGUGAUUUUAUGUACAACGAGCAGAUUCAGCUCAAUGUCAACUGUUCCUGCAUCAAUGCGCUGGUCUUGAUCCUUGAGCGCCAUCUGGAGCAACAACGUCAGAGUGAUAAAUAUUGCGAGCAUACGGCCCACAUUGUGGAGAGAAUUUACAGAUUGUUCCACGGCUUCUGCGCUAGUCCUCAGAUAUCGGAGGCAAUAUUGCGCUAUUUCCGUUUGACAUGCAAUGAUUUUCUGUUGCGCCAUUUGGGUGCACUACCCUUCCGCAACAAUCACAGGAAUCACAUGCUGCACGCGAUCAGCCACCUGAUGAACUGUGUCUCCAUCGAGAUACGUGUGGCGGCCUCGCAUGGCCAAACGACACGGUAUACGCUGCUGUGCGAUAUUUUGCUCGCCGUAAAUGCGGAUGUGCUGCACAAUGGACACAGUGUACCCCAGGAGUUGAGCACCAGUCUGCUAAUGUCGGCGGCCGGUAAUCAAUUUGGUUUGGGUGUGACGCCCUGUCGACAAAUGAUGCAGACAACGGCACCCGAAUUGCAUGCGAAUCGUUUGCUUGACUGCCUAACAUUGGAGACGCUAUCGUUGACUCAGCCGGAUCUGGAGUUCUUUGACGAACGCUUGGUGUCCACCUUGCUGACGGAGUGUACGGCAAAUGCGGCAAUGCAUCAACAUAGUGCUGGCGUUAUUAAUAUCCAUAAGCUGCACUGCAUACUGAUGGAUGAACUGCAUCUGGUGCAGAGCUCCAUUGCCAAUGGUCAGCGCAAGGCUGUCAUCGAUGAGAUCACAACACUCAUUCAGUAUGCCAUCAAUUUGAAUGGUAUUCGAAUGCAACGGCUCGCCACAUACGCCUUCAUGAAGGCCUGGGGUAAUCUUGUCCAGCUGCUGUUCAGCGCCAUGCCCGAAACGGUGCUGCCGGUUGCCGUUCGCAAACAGCAUAUUAUCGAUAUCAUUGAGAAGAUAAUGUUCAAGGUGCCGCCAACGCAGCCGCUGGUCAAGCUCUCCAUACAGGUGACGGAAACGAUGUUGGUGCUGCUCGAGAAUCUGCGUCACUGCUACUAUCAUCUGGAGGAUCAGCGUGCCCUCGACGAGCAUGGCAAUAUCAUCUGUUUAAAUGAUGCGACGCCCGGUGUGGAUGCCACCAUCGCCAACAAUCAACAGCAACAGCAGCAACAGGCCAAGAACAGUGCCGCAAACAAUGCGACGCAUGUUAUCAGCAGCAGCGUCAGCAGCAACAGCUGCAAGAGCAGCAAUCUGCGCUUCAUCCUCAAGCAACUCAUCGCCUGGAUAAUGACCUGUGAGGUCAAGUCACAGCAGCUGAGCAUCAAUCUUUACACCUCGCUGCUCUACUGUCUCCGGAUUGUGAAACGUGUGCGCAGCGACGAACAGAUCGAGUACAAUGAAACGUUAAGAACGCGCUCGGAUAGCUGUACAACAUUUGGGAAUCUGCAGGCGGAUGUGGAGCAGGAGAUGAAGCACAAAGAAAUGGCCGCGGAGAUAAUCAGUGAGUUUGGUGAGAAACUAAUUGAUACGAUCUGUCACGAUGUGACGACGGGACAUGCGAUGUGCAGCAUGCUGGCCCUAUCCUGCCUGGACAUAAUAUCGGAGCUGCGUGCGGUAAAUACCCUAUGCGAUAUUAUCGCAUCGCGUGGCUAUCUCAAGCAGGUACUCUACGGCCUGGCCCAAUCGGAUGUGGAGCUGAAGGAUGUGCUCAAACCGAUACCGGAUAGCCUUCGGCCCCUAUAUAUGUACGAAUCCCUAAUGGCAUUCCUAAUGCAAAUGGCGCAAACGUAUUUGGGCGCCACACAAAUUCUCGCUGAGGGUGCACUCGGUGUCCUCUCCAAUAUGCGGAUCUAUGAUAUGCAACCGGAUUUGAAGGCCAGCCAGCAAUUGACAUUGGAGCGCAAUGAACCGGAUGAUUUUAUGCCAGCGGUGGAUGCACGCUUCCGUUCGAUCCUGCUGCCGGCUCUGUCAUUUUGUGAUAGCAUCAUUGAUUCACUUGGCGCACGCAACACAUCCGCGUCGACGCAAUUGCUCAAUUUCCUCUUCUCGCACAUUGAUAUGAUUGAAGGCAUGUUGCGGGCGGCGACACCGUUCAUGGGUUUGGGACAUUUGCAGCAGCUGGCGGCGAUCACCAAUAUAUUUGCCCGCAUCACAUGCAAUGAUCAGGCAAUUAUGCAGGAUCAUCACCAUCUGGACAGUGGCGCCCCAUCGCCGGAGAUGACAAAUCGAUUGAGCCGGCUACGUCAAUUGUUGAUUGUUGUCCUUGGCCGCUUUACCGUUAAUGAGGCGACAAUUCGUUGCAUGAUGCAGCAGGAGCGCCACCAGCAACAAGAUCCCACCGACCUAACCGAGGUGGAUAAGUGGCAGCAUAUCAAAUACAUUCUGGAUAUAUCCGCCAAUCUGUCGAUCUAUUGUCGCGCCGGCGUCACAAGCCAUGUGCGAGACGGCAUCACCUCCAAAUAUCUAUUGACGACCAUGAUCAACGAUGUGACUCCCCUUUCGGGCAAAACGGACUCGAAGAAACUGUCCGCAAUCAUGGUGGUCAUAUUGAAUCAACUCAAAGGCUCCAUUGCCUACUAUUUGUCACAGAAGGCAAUUGCCGACAAUCUUGUCCAGCAGCGCGCCUCUCUGCCCAACAUUACAUUCGGGCCAAGCGGCAAGAAAAACUAUUUAGAAUUAAGCCAGCGUCACAAUGAUAAACGCAGCGAACUGAAAAUGUCCGUUUUCAUUGCGGAACAGAGUCUAUAUCUGCUCUGGAUCCAUGUGGAUUUCUAUUUUCGCAAUGCGGUCAUCUAUUCCCAGGAGAAUCGUAGUCUAAUCAACGAAACCUGUUUGGAUCCAAACAACAUGUCCGUACUGAAUGCUUCGCAGGAUGAGAUCGUCCAGUUGAAGCAGAUGCUCAUCUCCACAUUCAACGAACUGUUCUGUUCGCAAUUAAUCACUGCCAGCGAAGGAUAUACGACCAAAUGCAAGAACUUUAGUGCCGUCCUAUUGCGGCGCAUCAAGGCGCUUGUUCAAUUUGCACCACAGACCUCCUAACAUAUUUCAACAAAACAAAAUAAUACUUCUAUUUUUUCUUAUAUUAUUGUAAAAAAUAGUGUAGAUCUAGGUUUGUGUGUUUAGUUUUGAAUCGUGGUCGUUAACUUUAAAAUCCCUUAUAAUAAACUAAAGAAAAAAACUAAAAAUAUAUUGUUUAAGCUGAUUUUAAUUAUUAUGUGUCAAUUUAAAAACAACU